Messenger RNA from Ceratotherium simum simum (southern white rhinoceros), 2250 nucleotides. Lineage: Eukaryota; Metazoa; Chordata; Mammalia; Perissodactyla; Rhinocerotidae. The record is from RefSeq and is a predicted model, not a curated record.
UGCCUUCCCCUUCACUGUCCCACCCUUCUUCCCUUGCUGAUGCCUGUCUGGGUGACCAUGUCUGUCUUCUCCUCCCCAGGUGACCAGGCAUUGAUGCACCCCCAGGGAGGCCACGUACUCAAGGAGGCCACCCCCGCUGGCUGCUGCUCACAUGGUUUCUGGGCCCCUGGCACUCCGGUGGUGCGCGUGGGCAGGGCGCGGGGACAUGGGGCCCGACAUGGAGCUGCCCAGCCACUCGAAGCAGCUCCUGCUGCAGCUCAACCAGCAGAGGACGAAGGGCUUCCUGUGUGACGUCAUCAUCAUGGUGGAGAACUCCAUCUUCCGGGCCCACAAGAAUGUCCUGGCUGCCAGCAGCAUUUACUUUAAGUCCCUGGUCCUGCAUGACAACCUCAUCAACCUGGACACAGACAUGGUCAGCUCCACAGUGUUCCAGCAGAUCCUGGACUUCAUCUACACGGGCAAGCUGCUGCCCAGCGACCAGCCAGCCGAGCCCAACUUCAGCACUCUCCUCACUGCCGCCAGCUACCUCCAGCUGCCCGAGCUGGCAGCCCUCUGCCGCCGCAAACUCAAGCGAGCCGGCAAGCCCUUUGGCUCUGGACGGGUGGGGGCCACCGGCAUGGGGCGGCCCCCCCGCAGCCAGCGGCUAUCCGCAGCCUCCGUCAUCCAGGCCCGUUAUCCAGGGCUUGUGGAUGGGCACAAGGGGGCCCACACUCCCCAGGAGCUCCCCCAGGCCAAAGGCUCAGAUGACGAGCUCUUCCUCAGCAGCUCGAACCAGGAGAGUGCUCACGGCCCGGGCCGGACCGUCUGUCCAGCCAGCGGGGAGGCCGGCCUGGGCGGCUGCAGUACUAAUGGGAGCAGUGCGGGCUGCGAGCAGGAACUGGGCCUAGACCUGUCUAAGAAGAGCCCCCCCCUGCCCCCCACGACCCCCGGUCCCCCACUCACCCCAGAUGACCCGGCCCAGCUAAGCGACAGUCAGCAUGGCUCGCCCCUCUCGGCCUCCGCCCUUCCCGUUGCCAACAGUGCCUCUUAUGCCGAACUGGGGGGCACUCCUAAUGAGCCCAUGGAUCUGGAGGGGGCCGACGACAACCACCUGAGCCUGCUGGAGGGGCCCGGUGGGCAGCCCCGGAAGAGCCUCCGGCACUCGGCCCGCAAGAAGGAGUGGAGCAAGAAGGAGCCCAUGGCAGGUUCCCCCUUUGAGCGGAGAGAAGCGGGGCCCAAGGGCUCCUGCCCCGGGGAGGAGGGUGACGGGCUCGGGGACAGGGUUCCCAAUGGCAUCCUGGCCAGUAGUGUGGCAGGGGGUGGCCCUGGCGGGCCCUACGGGGAGCCCCCGUACCCCUGCAAGGAGGAGGAGGAGAACGGCAAGGAUGGGAGCGAGGACAGCGGGCAGAGCGGAAGCGAGGGGGGCAGUGGCCACAUGGGCGCCCACUACGUGUACCGGCAGGAAGGCUACGAGACGGUGUCCUAUGGGGAUAACCUGUACGUGUGCAUCCCCUGCGCCAAAGGCUUCCCCAGUUCCGAGCAGCUCAACGCCCACGUGGAGACGCACACGGAGGAGGAGCUGUUCAUCAAGGAGGAGGGUGCCUACGAGACGGGCAGCGGGGGCGCAGAGGAGGAGGCCGAGGACCUGUCAGCGCCUAGCUCGGCCUACGCGGCUGAGCCCCGGCCCUUCAAGUGCUCCGUCUGCGAGAAGACCUACAAGGACCCGGCCACGCUGCGGCAGCACGAGAAGACGCACUGGCUGACACGGCCCUUCCCCUGCAACAUCUGCGGCAAGAUGUUCACUCAGCGCGGCACCAUGACACGCCACAUGCGCAGCCACCUGGGCCUGAAGCCCUUUGCCUGCGAUGAGUGCGGCAUGCGCUUCACCCGCCAGUACCGCCUCACCGAGCACAUGCGCGUGCACUCGGGCGAGAAGCCCUAUGAGUGCCAGCUCUGCGGGGGCAAGUUCACCCAGCAGCGCAACCUCAUCAGCCACCUGCGCAUGCACACCUCCCCCUCCUAGAAGCCAAAGACCCUUCUCCUGGCCUGAGGGCACCCUCUGCAGACUCGCCCUCGGGAGCCAGCGGAAGGAGGAAGCAAGGAGGCCAGGCAGGCGGGGCCAGGACCCCCAGGUCCAGCAGGGGGGGCUCUUGGCACCUCUGGCCAGUCCCCACACCCAGAGCUUUAAUCGACAGUUUGUACCAAGGGAAGAGAGAGGAGGGCGGCUGGUGGGCCCGAGCCCUGCGUGCAUGUUGCUGGUGUGCGGUCUAC